UGCCAUGGCUAGAAAGACGGACGUCCCCUCCUCGUACUACGGUGAGCCACGCAAGUUUGACCCGAACUUCAGAGGGCCGGUUCAUAAAAGGAGCUGCACUGAUGUGGUUUGCUGUGUUAUCUUCGUCAUUGUCAUCCUCGGCUACAUGGCUCUGGGUACCGUGGCCUGGAUCCAUGGGGACCCCAGGAAGGUCGUCUAUCCAACUGACAGCCACGGUCAGUUCUGUGGCCAGAAGAACUCACCCAAUACAAACAAAGCCAUAUUAUUCUACUUCAACAUGUUAAGAUGUGCCAAUCCUGCAGUUUUAAUUAACCUCCAGUGCCCUACAACCCAGCUCUGUGUCUCCAAGUGCCCUGACAGAUUUGCCACUCUCCUGGAUGCGUGGAAUACCAAAAACUGGGAAUAUUACAAGCAAUUCUGCAAGCCGGGCUUCAAGAUUGGCAGUAAGUCCACUAUACAGGUCAUACGAGAUGAAGACUGUCCAUCUAUGAUUGUGCCAAGCAGACCUUUCCUUCAGCGGUGCUUCCCAGAUUUCAUUACAAGAAAUGGAAUUUUAACUGUAGCCAACCAGACCAUCUUCAAAGACGGCGACAAUAACAAGAGAAGUGUCAAUGACCUCAAAGAUGCUGCCAAAGGUAUCGCCAAUCUGCUCAGUGCCAAAGAAGUUGGCAUGAAGAUCGUUGAGGAUUAUGCAAAUUCCUGGUACUGGAUCCUCAUUGGUCUGGUGAUAACCAUGGCAGUCAGUCUGCUCUUUAUCCUGCUGCUGCGCUACACUGCUUGUGUGCUCCUGUGGCUCAUUGUGUUAGGUGUCAUCACUGCUGUCGGCUACGGUAUCUGGCACUGCUACUGGGAGUACAGUUUUCUGAGUGGGAAGCCGGGAGCUAACGUCACCAUCUCUGACAUCGGCUUUCACACAGACUUCAGCGUUUACCUUCAUCUCAGCCAGACGUGGCUCGUCUUCAUGAUCGCUCUGGCAGUGAUUGAGGCCAUCGUUGUGAUUAUGCUGAUAUUUCUGAGGACGAGGCUGCGGAUCGCUGUUGCACUGCUAAAGGAGGGCAGCAAGGCGAUUGGCUACAUCAUGUCCACUCUCUUCUACCCUAUUAUCACCUUUUUCCUUCUGGCCAUCUGCAUCGCGUACUGGGCCGUCACAGCAGUCUUCUUGUCAUCAUCUGGUCAUGCCGUCUAUAAGGUUGCACCUGCUGACGAUAAAUGCAUGUAUGCCAACCUCACGUGCAGUCCAAAGACCUUCGAUCAGACCAACAUCACCAAAGUUUGCCCCGGGUCACAGUGCAUGUUCGCCUUCUAUGGUGGGGAGAGCGUGUACCACCGCUACAUCUUAGUUCUCCAUCUGUGCAACCUGUUUGUUUUCCUCUGGCUCGUCAACUUUACCAUCGCCCUGGGACAGUGCACCCUGGCUGGGGCCUUCGCUUCCUAUUACUGGGCCCUGAAGAAGCCUAAUGACAUCCCUGCCUGCCCCCUCUACUCCUCAUUUAGCAGAGCCAUACGUUAUCACACAGGUUCCCUCGCUUUUGGUUCCCUGAUUGUUGCCGUGGUGCAGAUGAUCCGAGUGGUCCUCGAGUAUCUGGAUAACAAACUGAAAGGUUCUCAAAACGCCUGCGCUCGUUACCUGCUCUGCUGCCUCAAAUGCUGCUUCUGGUGCCUGGAACAUUUCAUAAAGUUUAUAAACAGAAACGCGUACAUUAUGAUGGCAAUAUAUGGAAAGAACUUCUGCACCUCGUCCAAGGACGCUUUCUUCCUUUUGAUGAGGAAUGUUAUUCGGGUGGCUGUCCUGGAUAAGGUGACAGACUUCUUGCUCUUCUUGGGAAAGCUGCUCAUUACAGGAGGUGUUGGUGUUCUCGCAUUUUUCUUCUUCACACAUAAGAUACCAGCUAUUCAAGAAGAGGUGCCAUCCUUAAAUUACUACUGGGUUCCUGUUCUGACGGUGAUAUUUGGAUCCUACAUGAUUGCACACGGCUUUUUUAAUGUCUACGCCAUGUGCGUGGACACAUUGUUCCUGUGCUUUUGUGAAGACCUGGAGAGGAACGAUGGUUCUUCCUCCAGGCCCUACUACAUGUCUCCUGGCCUGCACAAGAUCCUGCGCAAAGGAGAGGAGGGUGCCAAAUCCCGCACUGCCUCCUGA
Limanda limanda (common dab) is the source of this 2140-nucleotide messenger RNA. It is a transcript of the gene slc44a5b, whose product is annotated as solute carrier family 44 member 5b. The coding region runs from base 5 to 2140 and encodes 711 amino acids. Gene Ontology annotation, biological process: transmembrane transport. Gene Ontology annotation, molecular function: transmembrane transporter activity. The record is from RefSeq and is a predicted model, not a curated record. NCBI's taxonomy places the organism in Eukaryota, Metazoa, Chordata, Actinopteri, Pleuronectiformes, Pleuronectidae. The transcript has 22 exons. Gene Ontology annotation, cellular component: membrane.